This is a messenger RNA of Amoebophrya sp. A120, 7416 nucleotides long. The record is from the annotation of a GenBank genome assembly. Lineage: Eukaryota; Dinophyceae; Syndiniales; Amoebophryaceae.
AGGGCCCAACGCUUCGAAAUAAGAACGAAAAGUAUUUAGUCAGAAUUUUAUUUACGUGAUUUCUUUGACUUGAUGGUCCUCAUGGUUCUAACAUGCUUCGAUUAAACGCUUUUUAUUUGACGAAAACGCUAACUGCAACGAGAACGACUGUAAAAGUUUCAUUUCAUUCAUAAAGCACCACAUCCACAUACCACCUCCUGGUCCUCCGUGCUAUUCAAAGAUCUUCAUGUCCGUUGCGAAAAGUGACGAGGGAUUGUGACGAAAGAUCUCAUUGAAGACGUGGCACCAACGAGGACGUCCCCAUUGCCGUACGUACCCACUUUCGAAGGCGGAGCUAAAUGCCCGAGUCAGCAGAGAGCCAGCUCGACGUCGUUGACCAGCAGACCAUCGAAGUUACCGUAGUUGUACCGCCGCAGGAGCAGGGGAACGCACGCCGGUGUGGCAGAGCGACUGUGCUCUUUUCCACAACCAUCUUGUUCGUGCUGCUACUGCUAUGCUGCAGCGUCUUCUACAACUGGAAUUUUUAUUCGAUACUUCAACUUCUAAUCGCAAGAACGUCGUUUUCCUUCACGACCAGGACCCGCAAAAUUGAAGGGCCUUCAGCGAAUGGCGGUAAAAUUUCCGGCGUUGAUGGAGAAAAUGUCUGCUACAAAAACGGCGUCAAGAAUAUGGAAUCUCAGGGGGAUCAUGAGGCGAGUUGCAUCGACAUGAGCCUGAGUAUGACGUCGAGUCCCUCAAAUCAUAUUGUAGAUGACUCGAGAUCAGGAAGGAGCGGCAACGAUCGCGACAAGCCUUCAUCGCAAAUCACAUCGAGGGAGCUGGCGCUCGCCUCCCAGAGAAGUGUUGAUAUCGAGCACCGAGGAAUUGCAAGACCAGCUUCUGUCUCUGCAACGAUGCAUCCAGCAGAAGAAGGUGAAAGCGAUGCAGCGGCAGCAGGUGCCCUGCAGGAGAUCCAUUUACGCCCGGGCGCGGUCCUCGAAUAUGGGCGGUACAUUCUGGUUGAGCGCAUUGACAUCGACUUGCGCUGCCCCGUAGAUGGCGUUGAGCAGGCCGGACUAGGGCCUGAGCAGAUUGCCGGAGUAGAGGACUCUGAACCUCCGAAUGCAGGGCGUUAUCUACCAUCUGCAGAGGAUCGUAGCCGGACGGGCUCGGGCAGAGCAGCAGAUGCGAGGAACAGUGCCUCUUUCCCUAAGCAGGGCCCGCGUGUGGAUGAGGAAGACCUCCCAAGCGAAGACGAACGCGAUCACGACGACGAAUCGAUUUCGCAGCCGAGAAGAGGAGAUCAACCUUCCUCAACAACUGCUUCUGGGAGGCAGUUCUAUUUCCCGCGAAAGGCCGUGUGCCCCGACCGAAAUGCUGUAAAUCCUUUGCCAGUAACACGCGGACUGCAUGGAUACGAUGAUAGUGCUAGUGGUGCCAGCAAUUACGUCGCAUCAACGUCCUCGUCCGCUCUGUCCUCGCGAUGGUUGACCUACAGCCCGACCUCAGGAGAGGGCCUGCAACUGAUUCCAGCUCCUGGAAGCGGUGACAACUUCCGCAAUGUUGAUUAUGGAACACACCAGCCAUUGUUGCAAGGACCAUCUGCAACAGAAAGUCAUCUGCCGGGACACCAGUCACCUGGAAAAGGAAUGAUAACCGACAGAAAUAACCGCUUCGUUCCACGUGUGGACUCGUUUUUCAUGGCUCGGGGCAUUCAGUUGCCGUACCGCGAGCUGGCGCAGAGAAUCGUCACCACGCUGAGCUACAGCUACGACCACCAACAGGACCAGUACGAUUACGACCGGCUUGCCGAUCUGUACGCCACCAGCUUCGCGAACAAGAGAAGGAGAACGAAAGGCACUGCGUCAACAUCGCGCGGCGAUAAUAUUCCCCACAUGCUAGAAGGCGGCGCGUCGGCAAGUAGUGGUGGCUACACGGAGGACGACGACAGCUAUUUCUUCCGCUCAGCGGACCAGCGGGACACGCGCACGCGAAUCGGGCGUGGAAGCUUCGGCGAGGUCUGGCGAGCGCUGGAGCGAACUGCAACGGGGGAAUACCUAUGACAGUGCACAACUCCCCCUCCCCCUCUUUUGUAUAGCAUGAACGGCAAUAAAAGCACCAGCACACAAGGAGCCUAUACAUGACAAAUUCAUGCGCCUAGUGUAGUACUGUUUGGGCUUCCGGAAUCUGUCAUGCAAACAGUACCACAGGGAAGCACGUGGAUUUGGGGUUUUGCAUGACAAAUGAGGGGGAGGGGGAGUUGUGCAUUGUCAUAAUAUCAGGAGGUGGUAUUGAAACGGCUGUUCACGGAGAAGGAUGAAGUCAAGCUGGCCACGACCAGGCACGCCAAAAAUCAGCAUAAAGAGGAGCCGGCGCCCAAAGGCGAAAUCCGCCGGUCGGGGGAGCGAGAAAUUUUCUUUGGUGUGAAAUUGCGGCACGCGCCCCACGUGGCUAGGUACUUGGACCAUUUCUCGGCAGGGCAAAACAAAGACCAAAUGUGGCUGGUUUUCGUCAACGAAGGAUAUUCGCUGUUGCACCUGCUCUGGUGGGUAUCAAAAGAAAAAAGUUCGUCACGAUCACUCAUGGGCAUUUUUGCAACACAAAAUUGUCUGUCAUGCGUAAAAAUGCAUCACAGCAACACUUCAUAAGGGAUUUCCCUAGUGUUUCUGCAAUACAAGGAGAAGUUGUGAUGCUAAAAAAAUUUGUAAUGCAAAACCUGCAACUACUUAGUGACUGUGACAAACUUUUUUCUCUCCAUAGUGGGUGUCUGCGGACGGCACCACGGUCGAGCCAAGUCCGUUUUGGUGGUAUCAAACGGAAAAAUCCCCCCUCCCCAUAUCGAAAUGGAAAUCUGUGAUGCAGGAUUUGAGGUACCAAAUCGACUUGUCAUGCUAGAAGGCCAAGAGCCGCAGUCGUGGUCUCGUUUGCAGGCAAUUUGUCAUGCUGUUUCCCACUCUCAGCUGCCUCCUAUCAUGCUGAAGAUGCAAGGCUCCCCCACGCCACCCAGCACUACAGUCCGCAUCUUUUCCCGUGUAGCAUGACAAAGCUGAUUUGUGACAACAAAUCUGCAUCACAGAUUUCAGUUUUGAUAUGGGGAGGGGGGAUUUUUCCUUUUGAUAGGUGGUCUCUGAAGUCUCCAGCAAGAAACACUCGAGCUGGGCCGAGCCAGGGAACUGGUACCAGGUCGCCUUCUGCGGCGGGGGAAGAAGCUGCUCUCGUGCCGCGAACAAGCCCGCCGACCGGAUCGGCUUACGCGCCCGUUACAACUGGUGACCAGCAUUCAGGCGCUCCGGCGUCACUGCUAGACUUCCACACAAGCAGCUCUUCCUCAUCGCAGCAUCUCGAGUCCGCUGCGGCCUCGUGGGUUGUGGCGUAUAACAACGGCUUUGCACCAGCAUCUUCGAAGAGCGGACAGCUGCAACUCGAGCAAGCGCUACUCCCUCCCGCGAUUCCACUGCCGGAGACUGCAGCAGCAGGCGCAGCUGACGAGAGAAGAAAUCCAGAUGGUGUCCUCCUCCACCAGACGCUCGAUCCUUCGUCGAUGGGUCCUCUUGUUUCACCACCUGCCUUGCCGUGGAAUCCUUCACUCAGCGAGGGCGUCGAAGAUGCGCUGGCUGUAAGCACCGGUGGAAGUGGCGGCCGGGGCUCCUCCCCACUGCAAACACUGGAAGCAGGCGGGGGUUCCGCAGGCCGACCACAUCCUGGCGACGAUCAGGGGCAGAUGAGCAACUUGAAAGUCAUGAAGUCCAUCAUGUACCAGCUUCUGCAUGGUCUGGCGGAGAUCCACGCUGUGGGUAUCACACAUCGGGACAUAAAACUCGGAAAUUUGCUCAUUCGUGAGGACGAGCAGCAUGAGCUCCACCUUCGCAUUGCAGACUUCGGCUCGGCGGUGUUCUUUCCGAAGCCUGGGAAAAAAGACGGGAAAAACAUACACUACACGACGGCAGCAGAAAAUUUGAAAAAGUACGAGCAUCUGUUUUCUAGCACGGGCCCCACUGCGCAGGAAGAGACCGCGGAAUACCUACCACCCGAGGCGUUUUUUCCUGCAACUGGUACGACCGCAUUGCACGCUGGUGAAGGUUCGGUAAAGAUGACAGCGGACGGACAAGAAAACCUAAACCAUGGCGAUGCUCCUGCAGGAAAUCUUGAAAAUGAUGAAAAUGGAUUGAGAUCUGAAGAUGACUCCGAAGCCGAAAACGACGUCGGUUCCAAUUUCGAGCAGGAGCAAGCACCAGCAGCGGCGAUGGAUAGUACUUCUGCUCAGCAAUUCGCAGCAACGAGCAGUGCGGAUGAUUCGACAUCAAAUAUCACCACGAAUCCCUACUAUCGGUCCCCAAGUUUCGACAUUUUUGCCGCGGGUCUGGUUUUUCUUGAAAUCGUGACAGGGCGCAGAAUCGAUGAAAUUUUACAAGUGCGCGAAAUUCAUGACGUGGCGACAUCGUCCAGCACUGGUACUACAAGAAAGCAUUCGUCGAAUGCGCGAAAUAACCACUUCCAGACCAAUAGCGAUCAGUUUGCAAGCUACGAACAGUCAAACCAGAGGAAGCGCCGACGACUCGAAAUGAAAUACCGUCAACUCGGCUUCUCUGACAAGGAUGUGGUCAACGCGCUCAAAGCGCACGCCUUCACCGAUAAUUGCGUGCGGCCAUGGUUGCAUCUGCAACAUACCGUGGUCCCCGGUGGCUUUGCAGGGACAAGGAGAAAUUCCAGCGCAAGUGCUGGGUUUGCAGCAAGCGGUCAACAUGAAGAUCCUGCCGGUCGUGGCUUAAGAACAUCUGCGGAGGACAGCGGUACGAAUGAUCGAGAGGACACCGCAGUCCUUGAUGACCUUGACGAACAGUCGCUGGGAAGUGCAAGUGCCGCUGGGGGCCGCGGCCAACAUGAAGAGCAUGACCAUGAGGACGCUCAACACGAAGAUCGUCACCCUGGCACGAACCUUCUCCUGCCCUGCAGCGAAAAUGAGUUUUCACAACUCCUGCGCGAGCUCGAUGUCAGUGGAGAAGGAUUGCCGGACCGCCUAGCAAGGGACCUGCUGCGGCGAAUGCUGGUCUGGGAACCGGAGCUUCGGAUUUCCGCGACGGAAGCUCUGCGGCAUCCUUGGUUUGCUGUGGACGACGAAGCAAUGUCGUCAGGCAACAAGAUGAAAGGAGCGGCUGCAGCAGGUACGACAUCAACUUUUUCCUCGGGCCCAGAGGCUGCUGCAGAGAAUGAUCAUGCCGAUAAUGUGCACAAGCACGCUGGCGAUUUCGAAAAAGAAACUUGUGCAACGUCGUCGCAGCCUGAGCCGGACGCCGCCGACUCAACUCCAAGAGGUACUUACGCAUUUUUUUCGGUUUCAAUUUUUUUGUUGUUGUACUCACACUGCUCGUUCUGGUUGUGGUUCCAGACAGCCCUCAGCCCGCAACCAAGAUGAAUGCAAUAAGUACUUGUAGAAGUGAGAACCACAGUACUUAUUUUCUAUUUUGUGACGAGCAGGCAAUGCUUCAAAGCGACGACAAGAUGGACAAAACGCGGCACGAAGAGAACUUUCGUGUUCCACUAACUAGUUGCCCGAACGCCCUACCUAUUAGAUAGCUCUUUUUUCCAUUUGGAUUUGACAAAGCUGCGCAGGUGGAGAUGAGAUUAAGUAACAAAGCACGAGCCGAAUGCUAUCCUCGUUCAUGCCUCUUUCUCACCCGAAUGUAAGUAAAAGUACCCACGUGUGAGAAGUUCGAGAUACAUUCCUUCGUUCCGUAUAACUUUCCAUUUUCCGUCGAUAUUGAACCGCACGGAACGCCUCAAGUAAGAUGAGCAUCGACAUCCAUUCCUAACAAAUCAGAUGUUGACAGUGAAGGGCUUGAGUCACUGCGAGGAGAAGUGCGUCAGGACCACUUGUCAGAUGCUCCCACGACCUUUGAGAUGGACGAUGGCAGCAGAAGCUUUGAGGACCGACAUCUUCUUGGCCAGCACGACGGCGCGACUACAAGCGAUGGCAGAAGCAUUUCCCGCCCCCUUGCCUACCCGAUCGUCGGUCAGGCGCAGGCCCAGGGACGGCGCCCUGCGCAAGAGGACGCGACCCUGGCACUGCAGACGGAGGUCGGAGGAAAGACGUUUCACGUCUUCGGUGUGUUUGACGGGCACUACGGAGAGGAGGUUGCCGCGGCCUUACGGGACGUCUACCCCGAGCAAUUCUUGCGCCCCGAGCUGCUGGCUCACCUGCUGCAGGAGCGAGAAGAUGCUCAUCCUCAACACGACCAGACGAGGAUCUACUCCGAGGCUUCGGCAAAUUCUGACCAGCCGGGCUUGCAAAGUACUAGAGAGCAGACGAAUCUUGUCAAGGCCGCGAUUCAUCAGUCCCUGCAGAAGUUUGACGCCUGGAUAUCACAACAUCAGUCCACCGACGCGGGAUCCACGCUGACCCUCGCAAUCAUGUUUGAUACCACCCUGCUGGUCGCGCAGAUCGGAGACUGCGAGCUGUGGUUCGCGAAAAUUUUGGACCAGGAAGCAGCGCCGCCAGACGUAGGAGGUGCGGAGAGGGAGAACGAAGCGAACGACAACUCCAAUUCUCCAAAUACCGACGACAGCGCUAGUACGGGCAGAGACCACGAGCAAGUUGCACAACUCGGAGAUGUUGACACCGUGAAACUGCAGGAACACGCCCCGGACGAGGACCUCGCCGUCGGGCAGAAGGUUCUGAUAAAGCAGACCGGUGAUUUGGGAAAGAUCGAGGAAAUCCGGGUGAGCAACAGCGGCGCGAAAAAGAUGUACCUCGUUUUGCUGCAACAGCGGUCGAUUCGCAACACCGGGGAGAAGAAAACCAAGUUCUUCACCCGCGACAAACUGGAGCCCCGCGUGAACAUCAGGAUUGAGCGCGUCGGGUUCUCGCACCGCCCAGAUUUGCGGGAGGAGCUGGCAAGGAUAAAGAGCAGGCCGGGCGGUUUUGUCUCCAACGUGACGGAAGCUCCGGCGGCGUCCGCGGAAAUGCAAGAAACGGUGACGGUGCGCGAGGGGCCCUUGCCGCGGGUUCUGGGGAAAUUGGCGACGAGCAGGUCGAUCGGGAGGUUGCCGGAAAACCUCAAAGACUUUGUGAUCGCCACGCCCGACAUCUUCGAAUACGACUUUAGUAGGAGAGGACAAGAAGAGCAGCUUAGCGCAGGUGAUGCAGCAGGUGGCGUCGCCCGCACCGUCGUGGUCAAAAACCAGUUUCUCCUCAUCGGAUCAGAUGGUCUCUUCGACGCUAUUUCCGCGCACGAGAGCUGUGAGAUCGUCGAAGCCGUGCUCCGAUCCACCGCGGAGCAAAUUGGGGAGAUGCAGUUACCAAGUGUCGGAGCGACCGCUUUUGGGCAGAAGGAGGUGCAGGAAGCAGCUCAGGUGCUCGUGGAAACGGCAUUGCAGCGGGGAGCGUCGGACAACGUGUCGGUUGUCGUGGCGAAAAUACUGCACUAUCCUGCUGCUUAG